CUUCCAAUCUGGCAAGUCAUUCCGUGAUUUUGGCGAAAACAAGAGUCAGAGGAGAAAACAGUAAAAUAUCCAUCUAAAAGAAAAGAAAAUGGAGUUGCCUCACCUAGGAACACAUUGCCAUCAAAAAGACUGUAAACAACUUGAUUUCCUUCCUAUGAAGUGUGAUGCCUGCUCCAUGAUAUUCUGCAAUGACCACAUCCACUAUGCGACCCAUUCCUGCCCAGAAUCAUACAAAAAGGACAACCAGGUGCCUGUGUGUCCACUAUGCAACAAGCCAAUCCCGCUGAAGAAAGGGGAGGUGCCAGAUGUGGUGGUAGGGAGACACAUUGACAGUGACUGCCAGUCAGACCCCGCCAAGGAAAGAAGAAAGGUUUACACGAACAAGUGCUCAAUGAAGGGGUGUAAGGUGAAAGAGAUGAUACCGGUCAAGUGUGACAAGUGCCAGCAGAACUACUGUCUACGCCACAGAUUUGAGGAUGACCAUCAGUGUGAGGGAUUUGAAAACACUGGCAGGUCCAUGUCCAACACUGGAAUGGCGGCCCUGUUCCGCUCCAAGCCUACCUCCUCAGGCUCCAGUAAGACCAAGGCCAACAACCAGGCCCCUCAGAAUCGGGCACAAAACAACCUCACUCGGGGACUGGGCUCCGAACUUAACAGACAAAGAGAAGAGAGAAUACGCCAACAACAACAGCAGCAGAGACAAGACGUGCAGAGAUCUCAGACUCAGGCAGAGAAGCAACUCAGGGCCGCACAGGCUGGGCUGUCAGAGGAAGAGUUGAUGGCCCGUGCAAUACAACAGUCCUUGUCCGAGACCCAGCAACCAGCCAACACCAACCAAGGCGAAGGGAUAAGCCAGGAGGAGGAGGACCGUUUACUUGCGCAGGCGCUGGCCGCCAGUGAGGAAGAGGCACGCAGACAAAGAAAUAACACUCAGAGACCAGUCACCCAGGCAACGGACAAGAGAAGCUGCCACUUGUCGUGAUAGGGAAGAAAACACUAAUAAUUGUGGACUUUGCUAGUUGAAAUUGCGCACUUCGGCUGAUGAACUUCCGGACAUUCACUGGGUAAAUUCAAGACUUCUGCCAAUUGAAAUAAAAGUCUUCAACUCAGUGAAAUUGCAGACUUCUGCUGGGUGAAAUUGGAUUGUUCUGCCGAGUGAAAUUUCCAGACUUUCACAGGGUGAAAUUCAAUGAGUUAUAUGUACUUCUACACACUGUACUGUUUCAUUGGUUUGGAGCACGGCUACACACAUCUACCUUACUUUGUUGAUAAUGUUAUUGUUGGUUGUUGAUCAUUUUAUAAAUGUUCUGCUGAUAUGGGAUGGUUGCUUUUAAAGGAAAGUUUUAAUUUUAAGGUAUUGACUAUAUGGAAGAGGAUAUAUUUGGUCAGGUUAUAUGGUGAAAUAUUUUUUAAUCAUAUUUUUACAUGUGUAUUUUCUGUAUCAAGAUAUCAAUGAUAACAUUUGUUUUGUUUAUCAAACAAAGAGUGUUUGAAAAAUGAUAUAUUCAUUUAAACCUGUGAAAUCAUGUAUUUUGAUGUUAAGAUAUGUUUUUAUGAAGAAAGAAAUUACAUGAAUAUUGUUCCAGCUUUUCCUCUAUAUUCAGCAUUUAUAUAGACUAUUUAAGUUCAUGACUUUUUUGAGAUUCAUACACUUAAAGACAGGAAUGAACACUUUCAACAAUCUAAAAAUAUUUUUCUCAUGUUACAGAGAAUAUCUUGUGUGUUCAUUCUAUAUAUAUAUAUAUAUAUAUAUAUAUAUAUAUAUAUAUAUAUAGUCGCAAACUGCAAAUCCCUCUUUGAAAGCUUUAUUAUAUUCAAUGAACAAGUUAAAUAGAAAAGAUCCUUUCUGUCCGAGUCCAUGAUAAUUUUCUAGUUUAUUUCUGUCUAAUCAUCUACACAGUUGCAUUAUUUCUUGACUUUUCAGGUAAAAUGAUAUUUUAAAUUACAAAUAAAUUUUCCAUCAAGAUACACGCUUCUAACUCUUAAGCAUUAUUCUAUGUAUUUUUGAUCGAACAGAGUAGGGCAAUCAUAUGUAUUUCCCUGACUUUAAGACAACAAUGCAAGUAAGAUAACAUUAUAUAUGAUAAACAAAUAAACCAGAUAGUAUGAUAAUGUGGUAUAUAUAUACUGGUAUAUAUAUAUGCACUACAUGAUCAUACUAUUGAGUACCUUUGUUGCUAUCUGCAGUGUUACUAAAAUACUUCAAUGAUUUAAUUUAAAUAUUGUAUAUCAUGAAACAGGAAUUAAAAUAAAAUCUUUUUUUUUUUUAAUACAAUCAUAUAUAGCAAAACUUAUUGUGUGAUAUCUACAUAAGAUCUUUAAAUGUGAUUAAACAUUUUAUUCUUUUGGUAAAGAAUGUGCUUCUGAAUAUAUCAAAACCUAAAAUUUUGAAUCUUGGAUUUUGGAAGUAUUUUUGUGAUAUUGGAUCCUGAAAUGAAAAGAAGAAGAGGUCAUUGGGUUGUUCAUAAUACAUGACAUGAUUUUACGAAUGUGAAUUUCAUUAAAUGAAGGAUACUUGUUUAACAAUAAGUUCAAAAUUCAAAAAUGGCGGAAUGUAUGAUUGAUAUCUUGAUCUGUAAUCUUUGUAAACUUCAAAUGAUGGGGUUGAAUUAGUGCAAAUUUAUGCUGAACAGUAAUCAAGUUCUUUUUAAUCUAUAACAAUGUUUUACUCUCUGUUCUUUGUGUCAUUGUAAAGUUUUUAUUCAUGUUAUUUUUAAAUAAAAAAAAUAUGAUAUGUA
Molecule: messenger RNA, 2738 nt
Organism: Mya arenaria
Lineage: Eukaryota; Metazoa; Mollusca; Bivalvia; Myida; Myidae
Product: AN1-type zinc finger protein 2A-like
Exons: 10
Coding region: 89-982 (297 amino acids)
Biological process (GO): proteasome-mediated ubiquitin-dependent protein catabolic process; protein targeting to ER
Cellular component (GO): cytoplasm; endoplasmic reticulum
Molecular function (GO): zinc ion binding
Source: RefSeq, a predicted model, not a curated record